CCAGUGAUUUCAUAAAGCAAUUUUUCGUGGGAAGUUGUGUGUGUAUGUGUGGGAAUAACGCUUUUGAUUUGCGCGGUAUGAACAGCACAAAUUAGCCGAGUUUUAUACUCUGGGUUUGCGUUUCUCCCAGUUGUCGUCUGGCUGUCAAUCGCUGCAGGAUUUGUUGGGAGUUUUCGGAGCGCCUCUCUGCAUCUGUGAAGAUGUUGCUGUGCCUGCUUUUCUUCCUGCCUGCACACUCCUCUGCUCAGCGAUCAGAGCCCAUGUUCUCUGCUGUAACCAAGACCACUCUACGUCCGGACUAUGAAAAUAACCCCAGCCAGCUCAACUAUGGCAUGGCAGUCACUGACGUGGAUGGGGACGGAGACCUGGAGAUAUUUGUAGCUGGAUACAAUGGUCCAAACCUGGUGCUGAAGUACAAUAAACAGAGGAAAGGUCUUGUCAACAUCGCCAUUGACGAUCCAAGUUCCCCAUUCUACGCCCUCAGGGACCGUCAAGGCAAUGCCAUAGGAGUGACAGCGUGUGACAUAGAUGGAGAUGGACGGGAGGAGAUUUAUGUCCUUAACACCAACAAUGCCUUCUCUGGACGGGCAACGUAUUCUGACAAGCUGUUCAAGUUUCGCAACGGACGCUUCGAGGACCUGCUGAACGACGAUAUAAACGAGCACCGGGAUGUGGCCAACCCCAUGGCCGGGCGCUCUGUGGCCUGCGUGGACAGAAAGGGUAAAGGCCGUUAUGCCAUCUACAUUGCCAACUAUGCCAGUGGAAAUGUGGGACCUCACGCUCUAAUAGAGAUGGACGAGGCAGCCAGCGACCUCUCGCAAGGAGUUAUUGCCCUCUCCAAUGUUGCAGAACAAGCAGGAGUUAACAAACUAAUUGGUGGGAGAGGUGUCGUGGUGGGACCGAUUGUUAGUCAGACUCUAUCUGAUAUCUUCUGUGACAAUGAGUAUGGAUCCAACUUCCUGUUCAGGAACAACGGUGAUGGAACAUUUACUGAUGUGGCGCAGCAGGCUGGAGUGGAGGACCCCAUGCAGCAUGGCAGAGGGGUGGCCCUGGCAGACUUCAACCGUGACGGCAGGACUGACAUUGUCUACGGGAACUGGAAUGGACCUCACCGCCUGUACAUACAGCUUAAUAACCGCAAACAGAAAUUUAAGGACAUUGCCUCCCAGAAGUUUUCCAUGCCAUCCCCUGUUCGGACUGUUAUUGCUGCAGACUUUGAUAAUGACAAUGAGUUGGAAGUCUUCUUCAAUAACAUCGCCUACAGAGGACCCUCAGCCAAUAGACUCUUUAGGGUAAGCAGGAGAGAGCACGGGGAUCCCCAGAUAGAAGAGCUGAAUAUUGGAGAGGCAGCAGAGCCUGAUGGACGAGGAACUGGAGCCAUAGCCACAGAUUUUGAUGGUGACGGCCGUCUGGAAUUAGUGGUGUCCCAUGGUGAAAGUGCAGCACAGCCACUCUCCGUCUACAAGGUCAACCAGGGCCCCACUAACUCAUGGCUCCGAGUGAUUCCCCGGACCAAGUUUGGAGCUUUUGCCAGAGGAGCUAAAGUGGUUGUCUACACAAAGAAGAGUGGCCCACACACACGGAUUAUUGAUGGGGGCUCAGGGUACCUGUGUGAGAUGGAACCUGUUGCCCACUUUGGCCUUGGUAGGGAUGUGGCUACAAAUGUUGAAGUGUACUGGCCAGAUGGGCGCUCAGUAGCCCGUCCUCUGGAGCCUUCAGAGAUCAACUCAGUGCUGGAGAUCCCCUACCCAAAAGAUGAGGAGGUCACUCCUACUGUGGAAAUAGAGUGUGGUCACGGGUUUGCUCUAAAUGAGUAUGGCCGUUGCACAGAUAAAGAUGAAUGCACCCAGUUCCCCUCUGUGUGCCCCUCUGACCGCCCCAUCUGCACUAAUACCUAUGGCAGCUAUAAAUGCCGUGCCAAGAAGAGAUGCAACCAGGGCUUUGAGCCCAAUGACGACGGGUCUGCCUGUGUGGCCCAGGUGGCUUACUUUGGAAGGACACACUCUUCUGGGGAAUGUAAUGCUUUCCGUAUGCUCACUCUCGCUCUGCUACUCCUCAUCUCUACUCCUAUGCAGAUUGGACUGCUGUAGCUUUAUUCUUUUUUUCUCCUCUUUACUGCUGAACGCAGAUGUAUAGAAACUUUGUGCGCACUUUUCUCUGACAAAUAUCCUCCUCCUUCUCUAUGAUACCCUGCUGUCUUUUCUUCAUUGGUUACUGUACAUACAGCCUUGCCUUGUAACCAGUGCUGUAUUUCAUCCUGUGGCUCCCAGCCUCCUCUGGGAGCUUUGCAGUGAGCUACAGAGAUCAGAACCGUCACCUGUGAAGACCUGAUUUCAUUGUCUGGCAUUAAAAGUGUGUCCUGGGCUGAGUCCAAGUCAAUAGGGGAAGCUUAUCCACAUAUACGGAGAUGAAUCCACAGAGCAUGUGACGCCCCAUCUGUAUCUCUGCAAUACCACAAUGCUAAUCAUCACAUAUCACUCUCAUCUUGAUUAUGUGUUUACAGAGAAGCAUAUGAGCAAAAAGCUUUAGGUUUGGUGUAUAUUUAUGUCUGUGUGGGCGACAUGUGUGUGCGCCUGAUUAUUCACGGUCCAAGAAAGCAUUCAGGUACAGAAACAUACGCCGGACCAUCUGCCACCAAUGGCAGGGCACAUUUCUUAUUAUUUUUUUAAUGAAUGAUUAAUAAAGUAAAACAGAAGAUGAAUGCAUGACUGUGUGUGGGCGGGCAGACACAUAUGUAAGACCGCCUCUGAUGUUUUGAAUGUGCUGUAACAAGAAACAAACACUGAAAUUAUAUUAUUAGAAGGUGUCAGGAAGACUAACAUUACUGGGAAAAAAACAACUGAGUGGCUUCAAUGUUUGCUGUUUUUUCACACCAGCAUCACAGUGUUUUGAACAUUUUUAUUACACAUCCCAACUUUAUCUGUAAGUUUACAUUGUUCAUCCUUGCUUUUAUGAGCCUAAGCCAUAUACCUGAACUGAAAACAGUUUAGAUUUGUCCCUGAGAAGGUUUUGUGCCAUUGUCGGUAACUUUUCAGCAAUCAUACCUUUUUAUAUAGAGUUGACAGCUAGCUAUAAAACAAGUAGAAAGUGUUUUUGUUCUGAAAAUAGGUAUGCUCAAACAAGUUUUGGCAUUGCUAUGUUCAGAGAAAUUGAAAAAUUCUAUACUUUGGCUAAAAGAUAUGUCCAAAAAUGGAAGAAAGGAAGAUGAUGACAUCAUCUUGACUGACAGCUUGACAUUUCCUUGUUAAUUCGGCAGGCAAGCAUCAGUUCAUGCACGCACUACAAGGUGAAAAAGUAUUUGUAACAGAAAUUUGAGCUCUCUUUCAUUUUUAAGGUACUAUAUGGAAUAUUCAUGCUGUGGGACUUAAAGCUGUUCUCUGACAAGAUGAUCUCAAAUGUCCUGAGUGAGGUUGAAGCUCGUUCUUUAUGAAGAUCUGUACAUUAAUAAAAAUUGAUUUAUUGUGUUCUUUUCUUUAA
Messenger RNA from Girardinichthys multiradiatus, 3477 nucleotides. RefSeq names its product cartilage acidic protein 1b (gene crtac1b). Gene Ontology annotation, biological process: axonal fasciculation. The record is from RefSeq and is a predicted model, not a curated record. Lineage: Eukaryota; Metazoa; Chordata; Actinopteri; Cyprinodontiformes; Goodeidae. Gene Ontology annotation, molecular function: calcium ion binding. The transcript has 15 exons. The coding region runs from base 201 to 2090 and encodes 629 amino acids.